UAGGCAUUUUAUACUCAACAAUUCUGGAGCCUCUUCCUCAUCCAACUUCAACAUUUCAGACACACAAAACACACAAAACACAGUGCUUAUUAUCAAUUUUGGUUAAUCAAAUUUAUACUUAUUAUCAUAAGGACCUCUUCAUCAUCAAGUCAGAAAUUUCGAAAAUACACAAAACAUUGUGAAUCGUCCUUUUUGGUUGAUCAAAUUAACGCCAUUCUACUGUAUCAUUAGAGUACAUCGCAAUGAGGGAAGGAUUCUUCGAUAUAGCCGAUAUAUCCAGGGAUGAAGUUUCCCUGGAUGAUGCCCCGGAUGAUUUGGAAAAUUCUGAUUUCGAUGAUGAUAUGUUCGCAGCCAACAUGACCUUGAAACUGGGUACAAAUUCCCCCGAUGACUUGGAAAAUCCUGAUUCCGACGAUUGUCUUUCCAUAGCCAACAUGACAUUAGAAUUGGGUAAACAUUCCCCCAAUGAUAGCACAGAAGCCACAAUCUAUGUGGAUCAGGUGAUUGGAUCAGGAUUCUUCAAAAAUGCAUAUGAGGGGUUCUACACAAAUGGUGAAAGAUCUGGUCAGCGCUGUGUGUCAAAGCAAUUCAAGACGGGAUUCUCGUAUCAAGAUUACCAAUACAGGCAGCAAAUUGAGGUAGAAGAAAAGGCAAAAUCCAUCAUUGAUGCAUUCAAUGCUACAAACACGCCAUCAGAAUGGCACAGUGAUUUAUUCGAUGGUGGAAAUACUAUACCGAUAUACCCAGUCCGCUUCCACCCGUCGACACUUUGUACCAAUAACGAGACGGGAGCCAUGAGUUUUAUAGAACCAUUUAUCGAGAAUUACCGAAAAUUCAACAGCGCCCUCGGACAGGCUCCAGACGAUGAUGAAUUUGCUGCUCCAAUUCAAGCCUUGAGUCACUUUUCCUAUCAUAUAUCCGACGGUAAAAUGCUAUUGUGCGACCUUCAGGGAGGCGGUGAUGCCAAUGGAUAUACCCUCGCAGACCCAGCUAUUGCAUCGGUUGGUCCGCAAAGGCUUUAUGGGCCAUCAGAUAUGGGACCUCAAGCCAUCCUCACUUUCUUCAAGAAUCAUGUUUGCGAGGUUUAUUGCAAUCCACAAUGGCUCAAGCUUGAGGUGGUUGAAAGGGAGCUACUUCCAAUCCAGCGAGGGCUCUUACCUCCUUACGAAACAUAAAGAGCGUUGAAAGAUUGUCGGGUUGUCUUGCGCUCCCAUAAUUAACAACCGUUGGAGUUUUGGUAUUUUCAAGGAACAAAAUGAAUAAGAAGAUAUCAGCUAGGAAAUAAAUGGAACCCGUGAAUGGCUUCAUUCUGAGUUCAUAGCUUCAGCGAUAACGAUGAGCGUCGGUUUCUCUUCAUAUCCUUUUCUUGAUCAACUAUGAUAGGAUGUUGGAGGAUUUCAUAGCGUUCACCAAAUAUCCAGAAUCGAGUUUGAAGCUUGAGAUUGAGAUUGAGAUUGAGAUUGAUCACGUGAAACUUUCUUUGUGAUCCGAAGUUGCCGAAAAUGGUGAGAGCUGGACCUGGAAAGCUUGGCCAUCUUCUUUGGAGCCCCUAUAGUAAGCA
This is a messenger RNA of Botrytis cinerea B05.10, 1561 nucleotides long. RefSeq lists its product as hypothetical. The record is from RefSeq and is a predicted model, not a curated record. Gene Ontology annotation, molecular function: protein serine/threonine kinase activity; ATP binding. Gene Ontology annotation, biological process: protein phosphorylation. The transcript is spliced from 3 exons. The coding region runs from base 243 to 1175 and encodes 310 amino acids. Lineage: Eukaryota; Fungi; Ascomycota; Leotiomycetes; Helotiales; Sclerotiniaceae.